Messenger RNA from Aricia agestis (brown argus), 1405 nucleotides. RefSeq names its product serine palmitoyltransferase 1 (gene Spt-I). The transcript is spliced from 6 exons. Bases 79 to 1401 code for a protein of 440 amino acids. Gene Ontology annotation, molecular function: serine C-palmitoyltransferase activity; pyridoxal phosphate binding. NCBI's taxonomy places the organism in Eukaryota, Metazoa, Arthropoda, Insecta, Lepidoptera, Lycaenidae. Gene Ontology annotation, cellular component: endoplasmic reticulum. The record is from RefSeq and is a predicted model, not a curated record. Gene Ontology annotation, biological process: sphingosine biosynthetic process; ceramide biosynthetic process.
ACCGACUGUAUUGCUCUCACAUUGGAGGUAUUCCACAAACUAUCUUCAAGCAGUUUGGCCUUUUAAACGUUCAGGAAAAUGAUACUAAUGGAUAUGUUCGAUGCGGCAAGCUGGUGGACUUUACUUAUAGUUGGGCAAAUAGUCGUCGGAAGCAUAUAUUUCUUGUGGUUGAAUAAAAAGAAGAAGCCGGGCCGUAUAUUGACGCAGAAAAAGCUAUCAGAAUGGAAGCCACUACCUUUGUAUGAAGAUUGUGAUGACCUUAUAGAACCCCUAGAGAUGGGAAAAAUUGAUGAAAAUGCUCUCAAUGUGGGUGCGACGAGUUUCCUUUGCUUCGACAAGGAGAAGUCGAUAAUGGAGAGCGCCCUGGCUUCUUUGGAAAAGUAUGGAGUGGGUUCUUGUGGACCAAGAGGGUUUUAUGGCACUAUUGAUGUUCAUCUGGAGUUAGAAGAGAGAUUGGCGAAAUUCCUUCAGGUAGAAGAGACCUGUGUCUACUCAUACGGGUUCUCUACUGUUGCCAGUGCUAUACCAGCUUAUGCCAAGAAAGGAGAUUUAAUAUUUGCGGACGAAAAAGUAUGGUUCGCCAUCCAAAAAGGAAUUGACGCGUCUCGCAGCACCGUCACAUACUUCAAGCACAACGACAUGCAAGACCUGGAACGUCUUCUAGAAGAUGCCAAGCAGAAGAAGAAGUUGAAUCCCAAGAGACGAGCAUUCUUGAUCGCUGAGGCUAUCUACUACAACACUGGUACCAUGUGCCCUCUUAGAAGUCUGGUGGAGUUGGCAAGGAGAUUCAAGCUGAGGAUAAUUCUAGAUGAGAGCCUUACAAUAGGGGUGCUAGGCAAGAGCGGUCGCGGUCUGACCGAGCAUCUGAACGUACCGAGAGACGAGAUCGACCUCAUAGUGGGCUCGCUGGAGCACUCCUUCGCGACCGUCGGUGGAUUCUGCGCUGGCACACACUUUAUAGUGGAACACCAAAGGCUGUCUGGACUUGGGUACUGCUUCAGCGCCUCUCUUCCGCCAAUGCUGACGCAGGCGGCCAUAUCAGCCUUGGACAUCCUUGAGAAGAAACCCGCACUCAUACAGGAGCUAGACGACUGCUGUAGAAAGGUGCACAGGGCAAUAAGCAAUCUCACAAACUUCACAUUCAGCGGCGAUGAGAUGUCUCCGAUUAAACAUUUGUACCUCAAAGAUUCAACAUCAUAUGAAGCAAAGCAGGCCAAAUUGAGGAGUAUCGCCAAAUAUUGUAUGGAUAAAGGUAUAGCUGUGGCUGUAGCAACAUAUCUGAAGGAUGCAGAAAUACAAUGCCCGGAACCAUCUAUAAGGUUGGCUGUACGUAGAAUGUUGACCGAUGAUGAUAUAUCUAAAAUAUGUACGCUACUAGAUGAGGCAUAUAAUGCUGUGUAAAUUG